AUGUUCAAUGACUUUGCAGAUCAAUUGUUGAAGAGUAUUGAACUUGUCAAGGUUCAACUUGACACCUUUGGCCAUAACAAUUCCAAGCUUUGGGAUUAUUACAAUAUAAUUUAUGUGGAUUCAGCAAGUUCAUUCAGAAGAAUUAACCCUGGUGUAAAAACCAAACAUCAAGACUUCAGUGAGUUCUACUUGGUAGUUUAUCAGCCUUUAACAUUUGACAAUCUAUCACAAGACCUCGAGGGUAUAUUUACUUAUUGUUGGAGUUAUCACAUAGUUAAUGUCAGCAUAAUGCUGAUGGAUUCAAUGGGAAUUCUUCGAAUCUUCACUUACUUUCCCUUUAACAAAAAGAAAUGUUUCUCAACUUCUAUCGUUGAAAUAGACGGUCUAACUUUCAAAGAAAUCUUCCCAUCAAAAAGUCGUAAUUUACAUCAAUGUGAACUUAUUGGUGCUAUUUGGUGGAAUCCGCCUUAUGUAAGCUGGAAAAAAGGGUCAACCAAUAUUGAUAGGUUUAUUGGUUUGGAAGGUCAAAUGCUUAUAGAAGUGGCAAGAAAUAUGAAUUUUACUAUUAAAGUUGAUACUCCGAAAAAUGAUGAAAGACGUGGAUUGAUAUUUCCAAAUGGAACCGUUACAGGAGCUGUAAAAAUGUUACAGGAAAAACAAGCACAUUUCAGUACUGGCUGCUUCAGAUACACACUGGAUAGGGCAGUUGUGUUGACUGCGUCUUACAGUUUUUAUCAAACGGUGCAGGUUUUCUUUGUGAAAACUCAUAUUGAACCUUGGACAUCAUUUGAGAUUAUGCUUUACCCAUUUGACAUUUACAUUUGGUAUUUAAUGCUGAUCAUUAUUAUAUCCACGAUAAUGUUGAGUAUUUUCUUGGAAAAAUACCAACCCAACAUUUUGAUGUUUGUCUUUGGCUCUGGAAAAUCAGGAAAUGUCUUCAAUAUUUUCACGGUAUUGCUGGGUUACCCCAUUACUCCGGAACCAAGAAGAAAUUUCGCCAGAUUCAUAUUGAUUCUUUGGAUGUUUUCAGCUUUGGUAUUGAGGAAUUCCUAUCAAGGAUUGGUGUAUUAUCUUUUGAGUUCGAAUUUAGCAAAACUUCCACCGGAUACAUCGAAGGAAUUAGCUGAACAAAAUUAUGUCGCUGUAGUCAGUUCAUCGAGCAAUGAUACUCUAUCACAAUUGCCAAUUAUUCGAAAUGGUAAUUUACGUUUGUUGGUAAAGAAAAUCAACGAACAAGAUACAUAUCCGAUAUUGGAAAAUUCCUCAAUGAAAUUAGCAUCUUCGCUGCCAAGAGAUUUCGUAAGCUAUCAUGUUGCAAAAACAAAGAAAUAUGGAGUAUUUCAUAUUUUAAAAGAAUCAGUGUUUACACAUCAAAUUGUUGUGUAUUUUACAAAACAUUCAUUUCUAACAGCUCGAUUUGAUGAAGUGUUGAAAAGUUUUCGAAGUUUUGGUUUAAUUGAAUAUUGGGCAUCUAAGAAUCUUGCCGAUGAUAUGAUAGAGAAGAAUCCAUUUGAACCUAAAGGUGAAGUAUCGUUGAAAAUGGAUCAGUUUGAUGGUGUUUUUUGGUUGUUGUCGUCAUGUUUAAUUGUUUCGGUUUUGAUAUUUGUUGUGGAACUUAUUUCAGUGAAAUUUGCAUAUAUCAGAAAAUUGUUUGAAUAA
This is a messenger RNA of Episyrphus balteatus (marmalade hoverfly), 1659 nucleotides long. RefSeq lists its product as uncharacterized. Gene Ontology annotation, cellular component: membrane. Lineage: Eukaryota; Metazoa; Arthropoda; Insecta; Diptera; Syrphidae. The coding region runs from base 1 to 1659 and encodes 552 amino acids. The transcript is spliced from 3 exons. Gene Ontology annotation, molecular function: glutamate-gated receptor activity. The record is from RefSeq and is a predicted model, not a curated record.